Molecule: messenger RNA, 2402 nt
Organism: Brachypodium distachyon (stiff brome)
Lineage: Eukaryota; Viridiplantae; Streptophyta; Magnoliopsida; Poales; Poaceae
Product: endoglucanase 5
Exons: 3
Coding region: 496-2166 (556 amino acids)
Biological process (GO): carbohydrate metabolic process
Molecular function (GO): hydrolase activity, hydrolyzing O-glycosyl compounds
Source: RefSeq, a predicted model, not a curated record
GCCCUCUCCAAAGCUUCUUUCCUCCCUUGUUCCAAAUCCACCAACCCCAACCCACAAUCCCAUAUUUAUUCCUCACUUGCAUAGCAUAUAUAAACCCGGCAUCGACACAGCAAAAGAUGAUUCCCCAUUGAGGCAUUGAGGCAUCCUCCAAUCCCGCCAAAUUCAACGAGGCCGGAGGAGAUAGCUAGCUAGCUAGCAGCUGAUCCAUAUAUCCAUCAUUAGAACCUAUUAACUCCUCCCAAAUUACUCCUUUCCGUUAUCACUUCCCCCUUCGACGCCCUUAAUCACCAUCCCCGGGCCGCGGAAGCGGGAAGGACGACCCAAGGACCUUGAUCAACAGAGGAAUUAUUCGUCUUCUCCGACAACCCCGGCCGCCGCCGCCGGAGCAAGCGCCGAGCGAGCCCCAUUCCCCGCAAUUGAAGCCGUACUUGAACACAAGGCCGUACGCAAGAUCGUCGUCAUCGUCCCCGCCGGCGCCGGCGCGGCCGAGAAGAAAUGAGCGAUGCCACCGCCCGGCUGGUCCUGGCGGCGGCGGCGGCGCUAAUGGCGACGACGGCGGCGCUGCUGACUCCGGCGGCCGCCGUCGAGCACGACUACGCCGACGCGCUCUCGAAGAGCCUCCUCUACUUCGAGGCGCAACGCUCGGGGCGUCUCCCCUACAACCAGCGCGUCCGGUGGCGCGGCGACUCGGGGCUCAACGACGGGCUCGAGCAAGGCGUGGACCUGGUGGGCGGCUACUACGACGCGGGCGACCACGUCAAGUUCGGGCUGCCCAUGGCGUUCACGGUCACCAUGCUCUCCUGGUCCGUGCUCGAGUACGGCGGCGCCAUGGCGGACGCCGGCGAGACGCGGCACGCGCUGGCGGCCAUCAAGUGGGGCACCGACUACUUCGUCAAGGCGCACACGGCGCCGCACGAGCUCUGGACCCAGGUCGGGGACGGCGACUCGGACCACUACUGCUGGCAGCGGCCGGAGGACAUGACGACGUCGAGGAGGGCGUAUAAGGUGGACGAGGAGCAUCCCGGGUCGGAGGUCGCGGCGGAGACGGCGGCCGCCAUGGCUGCGGCGUCCGUGGUUUUUAGACGCGCCGGGGACGCGCACUACGCCCACCUGCUUCUUCACCACGCGCUGCAGUUGUUUGAGUUUGCGGACAAGUUCAGGGGGCGGUACGACGAGAGCGUGCGGGUGGUGAAGAGCUACUACCCGUCAGCGAGCGGGUACAAGGACGAGCUGCUGUGGGCGGCGCUCUGGCUGCACCGGGCCACGGGACGACGGGAGUACCUCGACUAUGUCGUCGAAAACGCCGUCGAAUUCGGGGGCACCGGGUGGGCAGUCUCCGAGUUCAGCUGGGACAUCAAGUACCCGGGCCUCCAGGUCCUCGCUUCCAAGCUGCUGCUGGAGGAGAAGGACCUGAGCCCGCGUCACCGGGCGGUGCUGGAGAAGUUCAAGUCCAACGCGGAGUUCUACGUGUGCUCCAACAUGAACCGGAACCCCGGCGGCGCCGACCGCAACGCGGGACGGACCCCGGCGGGGCUCGUCUUCGUCCGGCCCUGGAACAAUCUCCAGUACGUCACCAACGCCGCCUUCCUCCUCGCUGUCCACUCGGACCUCCUCUCCUCCCUCGGCCACGACCUCCGCUGCCUCCCCCACUCCCCCUCCAACUCCUCCUUCUCCGCCGCCAUCGAAGCCGAGGACGAGGCCGAGGUCGUCGUCCUCGGCGCCGGCGACGUGAUGGCGUUCGCGAAGUCGCAGGCGGACUACAUCCUGGGGUCGAAUCCGGCCCGGACGAGCUACCUGGUCGGCUACAACGGCGGCGGCGGCGCGGAUCUGGAGGGCGGGAUCCGGUGGCCGCGGCGGGUGCACCACAGGGCGGCGUCGACGGCGUCGAUCGCGGAGGAGAGGGGGUUCAUCGGGUGCCUGCAGGGGUUCGACUCGUGGUACAGCGCCGGGGAGGAGAACCCGCACGACCUCGUCGGCGCCGUCGUGGGGGGACCCGACGGCGAGGACCGCUUCAGCGACCACCGCGGCGCCUACAUGCAGACGGAGGCGUGCACGUACAACACCGCCCCCAUGGUCGGCGUCUUCUCCAGGCUCAUGGAGCUCCAGGAGGAGGAGCGGCGGUCGCGGCGGCAGGAAGAGGAUCAGGCGAAUCAGCGGGAUCUGUGAUUAAUUGAUUGAAGACGAUGCUGAUCACUGUACGUAGGGAGAUUAUUAGUUGAAUAAUGAUGGGAGGGGAAAUUGUGAUUUUUUUUUUUUAGGAUGGGAAUGGAAGGAUGGAUGGGGGGUGUACAUUCUUUUUGUUGAUUGAUUAGUAGAGGCUUUUGUUUUUGUUGUUUCAUGAGGGGAUGAAAUUAACAGGAGAAAAUAAACGUCAUAUUGACCAUUGAUUGGUUUGGUCCUGA